UCGAUUGAGGCGCCUGUACCUCUUUCUUCUGGCAGUUUCGUACCAGUAGACUUGUUGACUUGUGGCUAUGGCGCCGAAGGAAGCAGCGAAGAAGGCGGAGAAGAAGCCCGUCAAGGCGGAGAAGAAGGUGGUGAAGGAGGGCGGCAAGAAGAAGAGAGUAAAGAAGUCGACCGAGACGUACAAGAUGUACAUCUACAAGGUUCUGAAGCAGGUUCAUCCUGACACUGGUAUAUCGAGCAAGGCGAUGAGCAUCAUGAACAGCUUUGUGAACGACAUUUUUGAGAAGUUGGCAGCGGAGUCGUCAAGGCUGGCAAGGUACAACAAGAAGCCAACUAUCACGUCUCGGGAAAUUCAGACUGCUGUGCGGCUUAUUCUACCUGGUGAGCUGGCAAAGCAUGCCGUGUCGGAGGGAACCAAGGCUGUCACGAAGUUCACAAGUGCUUGAGCUUCUCCUCAUGCUGCGCCGCCUUCUUUACUCGCGUCGCUUACAAUUCAUGGUGUUUUUUAACACCACCUGUACAUUCAUGGAUAUUUGUCUCACCUGAUGUUGCACGCUGGACCGUUGGCUCUGGAUGUGAAUUCAGUGGAAAGCUGAACUGCCUCAACUCUGGAGCGCAAGGGUUGUGAUAAGUGAGUACGCUGUGUUUCUUGACAAUGAUCUUCCCCGCAGAGCGAAUUUGAUCUUCUAGAGUGAUCUUCUCAUUUUUGCGGUUCUCCAAUGUGGUCGUGCGCUAAUUUCCGAGUUUUCUGUUGAGCUUGAGUUCCCUAUUGUGCUUCUGUUCUGUGUUGCGUGUUUCUUUAUCGUGCAUGUUAGCUAUUUUGCGUCUUGUCUGUUGUGCGCGGGCUGUAGUUACGCGUUGUAUGGAGCUGUCAUUGGAGUCAUGUACGAUGGAUUUGUUGUCAGACGCCGUGGGGUUGUAGGAGGUGAUCACAGAACGUAGUAAUUACGUCAUUAGUGAAGCGCCACAUCGCGAUCCUGGUUUGUUGCUGUCUGAAAUAUGCUUACAGAGUUGUGAGGAUGCUACUAGUCGAAUCGUGAGUUGGGUUCGUGGCGAUCAAUUCUUGCGUGAGCACUUGAUGAUAAUUAAAUCCAAUGCACUGGGGCGCAAAAGAGAGAGAGAGAGAGAGAGAGAGAGAGAGAGAGAGAGAGAGAGAGAGAGAGAGAGAGAGAGAGAGAGAGAGAGAGAGAGGUCAUGCCCUGUCCGAUGGAAGCUAGGCGACCGAUUAGGGUUGGAAAGCUGGGCUCGGGUAAUCACACGCUAGACAGCAGAUGGGGUUCGGAGAGCAGACCGUGGACGAUGGAGUGGUCUCGCCCCUAACCACUCGCCUCUUUUUCAUCCGGGAGUGCACAACGCCUCUUUCUCUUUGUAACACUGCACAAAAAUUGGCUUUUACCCACCCGAUCCUAAACUCUCUCUCUGAGGACAUGGGUUUGUCUUUGUUCUUUUCGUUUUGGACUUAACGUGUGCCCGCAUCAGCAGAGUUUGGUUCAGAGGUUUUAGGUUCGUUCUUUACGCUGUUCAUUUGUUUGUGAAGGAGAGGUUGGAAACGAAAUGUAUUGUAGUGUGAUAUUCAGACACACACACCGACGAAACAGUAUGGCACAGUCAUGCUUUUUUGAGUGUAUAGUGCUUAUGACAACCCAGAGAGAGAGAGAGAGAGAGAGAGAGAGAGAGAGAGAGAGAGAGAGGCGUGCGGCGGGGAUGAAGAGUGCAGAGGGUUGGACUGUGAGGAUACGGAUGAAGCGGGAUAGCAUGAUACGUGGUGUUCUCGAGAAACAUCAUUUGUCGAAAAGAGUUCUCUCAGGGCAUAUUCACACUAGCACUAUCUUUAAUAUAUCUAACCACCUUUAACACGGUGUUGUUUCCUUUUGUCUGAACAGGCACUAGUGGAUUCCAGUUUUGGCCGUUGCAGCGCAGGUUUGAGUUUCGUCUGCAUCUGAACUGGAUCAGGCACUUUUCUGUAGUGCCUGGCCAGUCCUCAGUCAUGCUGGACCAGCCGUGCUGCAUCAGGAGGGCCGCUUGGAUGUUCGGUAGGGAGGGACCCACAGAGGCUGACUUAUUCGAAAGAUGCAGGGCAAGGACUUGGGCCUGUGACCAGGACCAUUGACUGGACUCUAGAUCAAAUGGUCCUGCCUGGUUGCAGACCGAGGGUAGCUAAGACAGGCCCAGCGGUAUAUAGCUGGGCCAGGCCUUCAGUUUGAGGACAGAGUGAUGGAACAGGCACACGAGUUGAGGGGCACGCUGAAUGAGUACAGCAGCAGUUUGGGAGAGCUGCGGUCGAGUACUAACAUUAGAGUAGGAGAGUAGUCUGGAGUUGUGUGAGGUUGGCGGUGGCCAUAACCACGUGGGAGAGAGAGAGACUUACCCGGGCACCAUAGCUGGGACUUCGGUACUGUCUGUUGCGUGCCUUCUUCAGGGAUCUGCAUCAGUUGAGCCAUCAUCCUCCGCUGGUCGGUAUUAGUGGACACCAUCAUCAGGAGAGAGAAAGGAGAGUUCUUCUUCUUCUUCUUCUUCUUCUUUUUAUUCUUCUUCUGACCCUCCAUAGUCUCUACUUCCUUCCUCUUCAUCCAGAAAGAGAGCUUGCGGAGUGACUUUUUGGGCCUGAUAGUGCCAAGGAUUCAGAUUCAACAUUUCGAGGGAAAGACUGUUGGACUCUGUUUAGGGAGACUAUUGUCAACUAAUUUAAGCUAUUAUUCCUGUCUCUCCCUUCCCUUUUAUUUCCUUCAUCUCCUCCCACCUGCAUCAUCCGUGGUUCUUCUACCCAUGUGUGUCUGUCCAAGGAGGCACCUUCCGUCCAAUGGCAUGUAUGUGUGCCCUCCUUGCCCUUUUACAUGUGUAAAGAUGGUUGUGUGUCGAGUUCUGAGCCUACUGAGUUGAAUCAUGUUUUGAG
Molecule: messenger RNA, 2892 nt
Organism: Chara braunii
Lineage: Eukaryota; Viridiplantae; Streptophyta; Charophyceae; Charales; Characeae
Source: the annotation of a GenBank genome assembly